Nomascus leucogenys (northern white-cheeked gibbon) is the source of this 4437-nucleotide messenger RNA. The record is from RefSeq and is a predicted model, not a curated record. NCBI's taxonomy places the organism in Eukaryota, Metazoa, Chordata, Mammalia, Primates, Hylobatidae.
AACUCCAGACGAUUCAAAGGGGGAAACUUCGGCGUGAAGUGCAGCUCCGCUCCGGCUCCUUCCAGCUUUCUUUCCUUCUCUGGAAUCCGAGGCGCGGAUCUUCCUCGCCCCACCGCCCUAGUUUUUUCGGAAGCUCGCCGGUGCCCUCUAGGGUGUCGGCUUGUGCUGGGAGGUGCCCUCCAUCCUGGUAAUGGGGGGCGGCGAGGCACCGUAGGAGUGGCGAGGCGGCGCCCAGGGUGGCACUGCCCCGGAACGGGGCGCUGGGUGUGCGCGGGAGGGUCCCCGCGCUGGCUCCGCUGCUUCCGCAGCUGCGAGCGCGCCGCGCCACCAAGCCUCCUGCAGCAAUGGCUCGUCCGUGAAACGCGAGCCACGGCUGCUCCUUUUAAGAGUGCCUGCAUCCUCCGUUUGCGCUUCGCAACUGUCCUGGGUGAAAAUGGCUGUCUAGACUAAAAUGUGGCAGAAGGGACCAAGCAGUGGAUAUUGAGCCUGUGAAGUCCAACUCUUAAGCUCCGACACCUGGGGGACUGAGAGCCCAGCUCUGAAAAGUGCAUCAUGAAUUCUGGAGUUGCCAUGAAAUAUGGAAACGACUCCUCGGCCGAGCUGAGUGAGCUCCAUUCAGCAGCCCUGGCAUCACUAAAGGGAGAUAUAGUGGAACUUAAUAAACGUCUCCAGCAAACAGAGAGGGAACGGGACCUUCUGGAAAAGAAAUUGGCCAAGGCACAGUGCGAGCAGUCCCACCUCAUGAGAGAGCAUGAGGAUGUCCAGGAGCGAACGACGCUUCGCUAUGAGGAACGCAUCACAGAGCUCCACAGCGUCAUUGCGGAGCUCAACAAGAAGAUAGACCGUCUGCAAGGCACCACCAUCAGGGAGGAAGAUGAGUACUCAGAACUGCGAUCAGAACUCAGCCAGAGCCAACACGAGGUCAACGAGGACUCUCGAAGCAUGGACCAAGACCAGACCUCUGUCUCUAUCCCCGAAAACCAGUCUACCAUGGUCACUGCUGACAUGGACAACUGCAGUGACCUGAACUCAGAACUGCAGAGGGUGCUGACAGGGCUGGAGAAUGUCGUCUGUGGCAGGAAGAAGAGCAGCUGCAGCCUCUCCGUGGCCGAGGUGGACAGGCACAUUGAGCAGCUCACCACGGCCAGCGAGCACUGUGACCUGGCGAUUAAGACAGUCGAGGAGAUUGAGGGGGUGCUUGGCCGGGACCUGUAUCCCAACCUGGCUGAAGAGAGGUCUCGGUGGGAGAAGGAGCUGGCUGGUCUGAGGGAAGAGAAUGAGAGCCUGACUGCCAUGCUGUGCAGCAAAGAGGAAGAACUGAACCGGACUAAGGCCACCAUGAAUGCCAUCCGGGAAGAGCGGGACCGGCUGCGGAGGAGGGUCAGAGAGCUUCAAACUCGACUACAGAGCGUGCAGGCCACAGGUCCCUCCAGCCCUGGCCGCCUCACUUCCACCAACCGCCCAAUUAACCCCAGCACUGGGGAGCUGAGCACAAGCAGCAGCAGCAAUGACAUUCCCAUCGCCAAGAUUGCUGAGAGGGUGAAGCUAUCAAAGACAAGGUCCGAAUCGUCAUCAUCUGAUCGGCCAGUCCUGGGCUCUGAAAUCAGUAGCAUAGGGGUAUCCAGCAGUGUGGCUGAACACCUGGCCCACUCACUUCAGGACUGUUCCAAUAUCCAAGAGAUUUUCCAAACACUCUACUCACAUGGAUCUGCCAUCUCAGAAAGCAAGAUUAGAGAGUUUGAGGUGGAAACAGAACGGCUGAAUAGCCGGAUUGAGCACCUCAAAUCCCAAAAUGACCUCCUGACCAUAACCCUGGAGGAAUGUAAAAGCAAUGCCGAGAGGAUGAGCAUGCUGGUGGGAAAAUACGAAUCCAAUGCCACGGCGCUGAGGCUGGCCUUGCAGUACAGUGAGCAGUGCAUCGAAGCCUACGAACUCCUCCUGGCGCUGGCGGAGAGCGAGCAGAGCCUUAUCCUGGGGCAGUUCCGAGCGGCGGGCGUGGGGUCGUCCCCUGGAGACCAGUCGGGGGAUGAAAACAUCACUCAGAUGCUCAAGCGAGCUCAUGACUGCCGGAAGACAGCUGAGAACGCUGCAAAGGCCCUGCUCAUGAAGCUGGAUGGCAGCUGUGGGGGCGCCUUUGCCGUGGCUGGCUGCAGCGUGCAGCCCUGGGAGAGCCUUUCCUCCAACAGCCACACCAGCACAACCAGCUCCACAGCCAGUAGCUGCGACACCGAGUUCACUAAAGAAGACGAGCAGAGGCUGAAGGAUUAUAUCCAGCAGCUCAAGAAUGACAGGGCUGCGGUCAAGCUGACCAUGCUGGAGCUGGAAAGCAUCCACAUCGAUCCUCUCAGCUAUGACGUCAAGCCCCGGGGAGACAGCCAGAGGCUGGACCUGGAAAACGCAGUGCUGAUGCAGGAGCUCAUGGCCAUGAAGGAGGAGAUGGCUGAGCUGAAGGCCCAGCUCUACCUACUGGAGAAAGAGAAGAAGGCCCUGGAGCUUAAGCUGAGCACGCGGGAGGCCCAGGAGCAGGCCUACCUGGUGCACAUUGAGCACCUGAAGUCCGAGGUGGAGGAGCAGAAGGAGCAGCGGAUGCGAUCCCUCAGCUCCACCAGCAGUGGCGGCAAAGACAAACCCAGCAAGGAGUGUGCUGAUGCUGCCUCCCCAGCUCUGUCCCUAGCUGAACUCAGGACAACGUGCAGCGAGAAUGAGCUGGCUGCGGAGUUCACCAACGCCCUUCGUCGAGAAAAGAAGUUGAAGGCCAGAGUUCAAGAGCUGGUGAGUGCCUUGGAGAGACUCACCAAGAGCAGUGAAAUCCGACAUCAGCAAUCCGCAGAGUUCGUGAAUGAUCUAAAGCGGGCCAACAGCAACCUGGUGGCUGCCUAUGAGAAAGCGAAGAAAAAGCAUCAAAACAAACUGAAGAAGUUAGAGUCGCAGAUGAUGGCCAUGGUGGAGAGACAUGAGACCCAAGUGAGGAUGCUCAAGCAAAGAAUAGCUCUGCUGGAGGAGGAGAACUCCAGACCACACACCAAUGAAACUUCGCUUUAAUCAGCACUCAUGCACCGGAGUUCUGCCCAUGGGAAGUAAACUGCAGCAGGCCACUGAGGACAGAAGGGCCCAUGUACUUGUUGGGAGGAGGAAGAAAGGGAAGGCUGGCAGGUAGGUCGGCACUUGGACAAUGGAGUGCCCCAACUCAGCCCUUGGGGUGAUUGGCCAUGGUGACACUGUGGACUGUAUCCAGAGGUGCUCACUCUUCCCUCCCGGGCCCACAACAGCGUGUAAACACAUGUUCUGUGCCUGCUCGGCACAACCUCAUUUCUACUUUCAGCACUCUCUCCCUCCUCUUCUAGUCUGGCGGCUGUGCAUCAGUGGGAUCCCAGGCAUUUGUUUCUGUAAGAUUCUCCAUCGUAUCCUCUUUUUGGAAGAUGGUGGGCUCAUCUUCUAGGAUCUUGUUUCUCCUCUUUCCUCCUGCUUCAUGGGAAAACAGACCUGUGUGUGCCUCCUGCAUUUAAAAGGACUGUUGAUUUGUUUACUACAGCAAGGCUUUGGUUUUCAAGUCCUGGGUCUCAACUUUAAGAUAGAGGCGGUCAUAAGAGGUGUUGUCUGGGAGUUAUAGGUCAUGGGAAGAGCGUAGACAGGUGUUAUUUACAGUCCCAGAUACACUAAAGUUACAAAAACAGACCACCACUAGGACUGUGCCUCAACAAUUUUGUAUGGACAGAAUAAAAACUUCCUUCAACCUUCAUUUUGGAGGCAGGGCUGGGAAGGGAGCGCUCUCUUGAUUCUGGGAUUUCUCCCUCUCAGUGGAGCCUUAUUAAUAUCUAAGACUCAGAGCUGAGAAUCUUUUUGAUACCUGUAGUGGAACUAAAAUUUUGUCAGGGGUUUCUUCAAGAGCUGAGAAACAUUAUUAGUACUUCCUGCCCCAGGGCACUACAUAAUUGCUGUUCUGCUGAAUCAAAUAUCUUCCACAUGGGUACAUUUGUAGCUCUGGACCUGUCUCUACCUAAGGACAUUAGAGAUACUGAACAUUUUGCAAAACUUAUGCCUACUUAAGAGUGCUGUGUAACCCCCAGUUCAAGACGUAGCUCCUGUUGUCAUGACGCGGACAGGGUGAGGGAAUGGUAGUUAAGGCUUUUUUGCCCCCAGAUACAUGGUGAUGGUUAGCAAUGGUGCUUAAGAGGUUAAAUUUCAAGCAAAAUGCUCACAGGGCUAGGCAGGACCAAAGUAACUGAAUUCUUUCAGGAAGGUCUUCUAUCUAUCUUAAAACAAAUUCAUUAUUCUUUUUCAGUUUUACCUCUUCUCUCUCAGUUCUACACUGAUACACUUGAAGGACCAUUUACUGUUUUUUUUCUGUAGCACCAGAGAAUCCAUCCAAAGUUUCCUAUGAAAAAUGUGUUCCAGUGCCACAGCUGACUACAAAUUGAAGUUGAUGAGGUUUCUGCA